Penicillium hordei is the source of this 1281-nucleotide messenger RNA. RefSeq names its product amino acid transporter. Gene Ontology annotation, biological process: transmembrane transport. The annotation marks the transcript as partial. The record is from RefSeq and is a predicted model, not a curated record. Gene Ontology annotation, molecular function: transmembrane transporter activity. The transcript has 5 exons. Lineage: Eukaryota; Fungi; Ascomycota; Eurotiomycetes; Eurotiales; Aspergillaceae. Gene Ontology annotation, cellular component: membrane.
GUUUCCAAGGCCGGUGGCCAAUAUCAUUGGGCGAGUAUACUUGCCCCAAAAUCCUCGACCCGAUUUUUCAGCCAUAUUACUGGCUCAAUUUGUAUCAUUGCCUGGACUGCCGUUCCGACUGGAGCUGUCUACGCAGCUGGAAGCAUCUUCCAGAACUGUUUCGCAAUGACUCAUCCAAGCUACGAGCCCAAAGGGUGGCAUGUGACGUUGAUAAUGUGGGCACUUCUGCUAAUCUGCACAGUGCUGAAUACAUGGCUAGGGAUGAUACUACCAGUGUUGGAAGUCUUCAUUGGCAUUGCCCAUGUGCUUGGCUUUUUUGCAGUUCUUAUACCGAUUAUCUACCUCGGGCCACGCGCCGACGCAAGAUCUGUAUUUAUUCAAACGUAUAAUCUGGGCGGUUGGCGGGAUGUCACCCUAGCGACAUUAGUUGGCCUGAAAGGAACGGUUGCUGUGUUUUUAGGCACGGAUGGCGUUGUCCAUAUGGCCGAAGAGGUAGCGAAUAGUAGUGUCGUGGUCCCGCACUCCAUGUUGUUCGCCAUCGCCAUUAAUGGAGUUCUUGGAUUUGCAAUGCUGAUUGCUUUCCUCUUCACCGCUGGAGACUUCCAGACGAUCUUGAAGUCCCAGGCGACAUUCCCGGUCAUGCACAUCUUGGAGAAUUCCACCAAGAGCAAAGGAGCCUCAAUCGUUCUGUCGAGCAUGAUGGCCAUCAUGCAGGCUUGCGCGGGACUAGGUGGAAUCUCAUCCGGUAGUCGCAUGCUAUGGGCGUUUUCGCGAGAACGGGCUCUUCCAGGCUGGCGAUGGAUACAUAAGCUUGAUCGUCGGACAACAGUACCCUUUCACAGUAUUUGUAUUAUAGUUAUCGCUGCAGGCUUAAUUGGCCUCAUCAAUAUCGGGUCGUCGAUCGUGUUGAACAUUGUCUUGUCACUGCUGAUGGAAGCUUUCUUUUUCUCAUAUAUCAUUCCCCUCUCACUGCUCCUGUAUCGAAGAGUUAGAGGGGAUAUUUUUGAGCCAGGACAAGGCUCCAAUCAGGGUCUCACCUGGGGUCCUUUCCGGGUGAAAGGGGUUUGGGGGACGUUGAAUAACAUCUUUUCAUUGGCCUUCGCAUGUAUUGUGGUGAUAUUUGGGUUCUGGCCUGCAGAAAACCAUCCCACCCCCGCCAAGAUGAAUUAUAGCGUCGCCAUCUUUGGGGGGGCAAUCAUAUUUGAAAUGGUGUAUUAUUUUGGAUGGGCACGGAAAUAUUAUUUGGGGCCUGUGAUGGAAGUUCAGUCUGUGGAACGAUGA